Molecule: messenger RNA, 597 nt
Organism: Linum tenue
Lineage: Eukaryota; Viridiplantae; Streptophyta; Magnoliopsida; Malpighiales; Linaceae
Source: the annotation of a GenBank genome assembly
AUGGAAUCAGCUGCAGGGAAAUCGAUGAUGAAGGGAGAGGUGUCAUUUCAAGUGAACUUUUGCAGAUACAACGUAGUGAACAUCGACGACGAACAAAAAAGCGGGAGAGAAACGCAUUGCUUCUCGAGCCUAACCCUAGGGUUAAAAGGGCGUGGCCAAACUGAACUCAGCAUCAACUCGUCGGAAUCUAAUUACACCAUGAGAGACUUCCAACAGUUCCUGAAAACCGCCUACAACCUCAAGAAAACAACCGCAAUCAACCUCCAAGGAGCCGCCCAAAAGCCAUCAGCUCGACCACGGCUUCUGAUCAUUUCCCGGAUGUACACUCGGACCUUCACAAACGUGGACGAGAUUGCAAAGACGUGCAGAGACGAGCUCAGGUACGAGGUUGCUGUCGCGGAGCCGUGCGAGGACACGUCGAGGUACGCGCGGGUGGUGAACUCGUGUGACGUCAUGGUGGGGGUCCACGGGGCCGGGCUGACGAACAUGGUGUUCUUGCCGGACAAGGCGGUGGUACUUGGUGCUGGCAGAGAACGCGACGGACGUCUGAAUCACCGGCGGUGGGACGUUCGGAUUGGGCGGCGCGGCGCGGCAUGA